Messenger RNA from Paramuricea clavata, 3229 nucleotides. The record is from the annotation of a GenBank genome assembly. NCBI's taxonomy places the organism in Eukaryota, Metazoa, Cnidaria, Anthozoa, Malacalcyonacea, Plexauridae.
CGGGCUUAGUUAUCAACACUUUUAAAGUCUUCGAGCAGAAGCAGUCAUUUGUAUUUUAAAUUCUGUCUUUGAUAAAGAAAAAGUUAAUUUGUUAAUCAUGGACGUUUCUCCGGGCAGCCUAGCCAAGCAAAUAAGCAUUGAGCGAAGAUUUAACUGUGUUGUUUGCCUCUGUGCGCGUUUUCAAAUGGUCUAUGGCCAGUGUCAACAUAGAAUUUGCACGAAAUGUGCUUAUGGGUCGAGCGGUGUCCUUCGCCAGCAGUUUCAGCGUUGCCCUUCCUGUCAACAAGAAGAUUCCUUUCCUGAACGAAAGCCUACUAUUCCUGAAGAUAAUAUAACGCUGCAGAAGUUGCUUGGUGUCACGGCUUGUCAGAAUAAAGGUUGUACGCAGGAAUUUUGGUCUUGGGAAAAAUCCGAACAUGACUUGUGAGUAUCCUGUUUGAAACACGAGGCAGGUCAUUUAGGAUAGAAAGCUAAAAAUAUUGCAAAUCUUAAUAUAGCCAGCAAGCCCGGAGAGUCCUAGGAAAUCUUAGAUUUUUUGUUCCUUGAUAGAUUUUCUUGAUAGUACGGCAAAAUUAAGUAUUUUCCUUUAAAAAAUUUCCACAACAUUCAACAAUGCAUAUUUUCAUGCUAGGUUUAAUAUUACAAAAACACUCGAGCUACAACAGUCAACAGAUGGCUUAUGUCAAGUGUGUUAUUCAACUUCAAAAUCCUGAAUUUUCUGUAAUACACCCUUUUGAUAAUUACGUCACAAAUUAAUCACUAGUUGGACCAGAAGCCUCGCUCUCGUGCAUUACUGUAAUGAGCCUUACAUCUUGAUUCACUAGAGCAAGGUUUCAAGACCAAGGCAUUAUUUCACAGUUACUAUGCAACUGUGAACAAUGUGUUCGAAAGGCUUCAUUUUUAUUUGCUAUGUUACUAGUUACAUUUUUACAAUGCCCCGACACACACAGCAUCAAUUUCAGUCGACCAACAGCCCUCUGCAAGACCAUCGAUGGGUUUCUGUGAGCAUUAGUGCAGGCAGCAAAGUCCCAAAUAAUUUAUAUAUAUAUGUAAGAAAGCUCAAAAAUGGUUUGGAGUUAAAAAUGGCGGAAUGCGUCUUGUGUUGUGAAAUGGCAUGGCCUAGAAAGAAAAAUUGUGAAAAACUGUCGUGUUAUUUGUUUAGAACAUGUUCCUAUAAAAAUUCACCUCGGAGAGGAAAACGUCCUUCAGAUGCUCGGAAAAACCAAAGGUAUAUAAUUAUCUAAUGAUUAAUCCCACAGCUAGAAACUUCUGGAAUACAUAAUUUGAAAUUCACAAUUCCCUUUCAGUUCCACCACACCAAGGAAAACAGGGACUCCAGCAAAAACACCAAAAAGAGAUUACAAGCUUCGAUCGAGGCACAAUUCAUCAAUAGAUAGCAAAUUGGAUGAUUCUGGUUAUAAUUUUCGCCAUCGUCAUGUAAGAUCCCACCAUACAUAAUCGUAGACCCAUUCGAUAAACAAUGUGCACGCUGCAGCAGUAUGUACUAUAAACAUACUUUUUAGGAGGGGCAAAUAUUCCUAAUAAUAUAUAGUCUUGCUUACUUUGUAAAUAUAAAUUGAUCUUCAAUUUUCAUAUUCAAUUUUCAUAAUUGACAUUCAAAUUGAUAUUUUGAUUGUCAAUGUAAAUUGCAUAUUUUUUUGUAAAUAUUAAUAUAUCACUCCUUAACAAUACUAUCUGGGCUAGUCAAUAUAUAUUUGUCAUGUUACAAAACCACUUGUGUAGCAUGUAAUUAUAUGUGGAAAAUGUUUCUGUAAAAAAAGCAACUUGUCAGAACAUUCAAGUUAUGUCACCAACAUGUAACAUAUCAAAUAAUUAAACUUUGUGUAUUGUUGUAAGAAUUUGUAUUAUAAAGUAGAAAAAUUAAGUAAUAAUGGAAUAAAUUUUUGAUAUUUUGGAAACAGUUAUGAGGUCUACACUAGGGGGGGGGGAGUGUUCCCUUGUUUUGAAAAGUUUUCCUUUGGUAACACCGUGUAUAAAUAUUUUUAAUUAAUAACACUAAAAAAGAUUUCACCGCAUAUGUUCCCUUGUUUGCUAUGAUUUUUCAGCUUUGUUCCCAAUGCUGGGUAUGCCUUGUUAUCUCAACCAAAGUACAAUUUGUAUGUUUUCUUCAUUAUAUUCUUAAGCUGUAAUAUUCCAUACAAUGUGACUUUGAUGUACAAUGCAUUUGACUUUUCUCGGGUCACAGAAACCGACAGUGUGAUGUACAUUUUUUGUUACAGUAGAUUAAUUGCAAAUACAUUGUUUUAGUAUUUUUGCACAAGUGAAUAUAACAAAUCCUACAAGUUGAUUGGUCAAAUCUCACAUAUUAAGCUGUUAUAUUGACCUACAGGUGAAUAUAACAAAACCAAAAUUUGCAAAAUGGUGACUAGCUGUUUUGUGGAAGUUACUGAUAAAGAAAUAAGCGAAAUUAAAAUAAACUCUGUCCCAAAAAAACACAAAAGACUUGUGUAAAAAUACUAAAACAAUUAUUUGCCUCAGUGAUGCCUUCGGCAAAUAAUUGUUAAUGUGAAAAAUAUCUGGAUGAACUCAAAAACGAUUGUUAUAUCUGUUACAUUAUUCAUCAUUCAAUAAAUAAAUCAAAUCUACUAAUUCACCAAUUUUGUAAUACAAUGUACUAAACUGACUACAAAUUCUUAGAAAUGCUGUCUUUGACAUUGUCUGGUAUUUUGCUCAACAAAGUCUCAUGAUUUUCCAAUGUUGCAACCAAACCAGUGUAGUUCAUGUAAUCGGUAUUAUACUUGUACUGAAUUGGUCUUCCUAGGACGUCGGUUAUGUUCCCGCCUGCUGCACGUAGGAUUGCAUCUGGCGCACAAGUAUCCCAACGCUUUGUUCCUUUGCUUGCAUAAACAUAUGCAUCUGUUUCACCAAGGAGCACAGAUAAUGCCUUAUACCCAGAGCCGCCAGCUCUUGCAAUCUUUGUUGGAUUCAUAGCUUGAAUUGCUUCAAGAUUUACUUUACUGCUGUGUGAUCUAGUAGUGAUAAUAAUCAGACCAUCAUGUGUGCUCUUUUCAUAGCCAAAUGAACCAAUACCUUGCACUCCCCAUAUUGUUCGACCAGUAAUGUUUGGAUUUUCACGUGCUUUGUAAAACGGCUGGUGUAUGAUGCCUGCAAUGGGCUUGCCAUCUAGUGAUAUGCCUAUGAGAACUGUAACAUGUUCUAUUAGGCCUAGAAAUGAAAGAAAUAUUGAUAGUUUUAACUUAGAGAAUAU